AGUGGAAAUUUAUUUGUUGAAUUGAAAAUUUUACUUCCAAAAUGGUUUACACACUAGCCGAAAGAGUGGAAAUUAUUCUACAUUAUGGUGCCCAAAAUCAAUGUGCUCGGCAAACUGUCGUCACGUUUAACGCCAGACAUCCGGAGAAGAUAACUUCGCAUAGUUCCGUGCGAUGAGUUUAAAUUGAAUUCGAAGUAGAGCGCGACAAUGCAGAAUUACUCUUUUCUGCUGACUAUCCUGCUAUUCUCUGGAUGGAGGACCCAGGUCUUAGCUGACGAGUGUAUUACGGGCUUCAGUGUUGUUACCUCAGAGCUCGUCGUGCCGGGUAAAACCACUGCCGUUUUCAUAACACUGAACAAUCCGUCAGUGCCGAAGCAACCUUUAAAUGUCACCCUUCGUCUUCUCAGCAACGGCCCGCCACUAAAUUCCAAUGACAAUGGAAAUCCGGUUCUGAUUGAAACUACCCAGGAGAUUAUCGGACAUGGAAUAUUACCUCUAAACGUUCCAUCCGAAGCAACAGGAACCUGUAUCCUGCAAACUUUAAUCAACUGCACUACAUUACCCGAUGCCAACAGCAGUAUUGAAGAAGAAGGACAAUGUGAAUUAAAAAGCUCUUCGGAGAUGCGAAUAGUGGGAUCAGUCAGAGAAGUCAUUGUAAGGCCUUCGAAGCAUGCUUAUCGUCCAGAAGAAACUUUGAAAUUUUGGCUUCUGGCACUGGAUCACGAUUUACAAAUAGCAUCAGAUACUAUUGGAGUUGUUAGUGUCAAAGAUCCUCAAGGUACUAAAGUUGCCAUAUGGGACCAAGUAUCAUUAGAUACAGGAGUAUUAUCGUACUCUCUACCUUUAAGCCCAUAUGCUCUUACUGGCCGAUGGUCUGUUGUGGUUGAAGUAGACCAAUUAGAAUAUAUUUCAACCUUUGAAGUGACUGCUAAUGCAGGUUUAGGUCCACCAGAUAUAUCUGUAGCAGAAGAGCACUAUGUAGAAUUAAAAUUUGGCAAUGAAAUGCGUAGAAGAUAUAAGCCCGGAUUACCAUUCUCUGGAAAAGUUGAGGCUAUGAGUACAGAAAAAUCGGUCAGAGUAAGGGUAAAAGUGUAUGAUAACACAACGUCAAUUUAUUCCCAAGAUAUCGAAAUAUCCAAUGGAGAGGGAACAUUCAUUGUCCCAGCCAUUUUAGCUGAUAGUGAUAUAAUAUAUCUUCAGGCGGAAUUGGUCUCGGUGGAGAGCAAGGAAAUAGAGAGCCAUUACGUGCUCGCGAGGGAGCCAAUCCGAAAAUGGAACUCUUCAAGUGACUGCUAUCUUUUAAUUGAGGGGGUCGAGCAUACUCUACAGCCCGAAGAGGAAGCAUACGUGACGAUAUUGUCAACUUGUCCGUGUGAAAGGGAUGUUCAUUACGUCAUCACCACGGACGGACGGAUAAGCGACUGGGCACAAAGGCGUUAUGAGGAAACUGUGCCAGUGGUUAAGCAGACAAUGCAGUCAAUUGAACCCGGUCCCACAUGCAAACUUAACUUCAGUUUUAUGGUGCAAGCUGUAAUGGCUCCUGUCAGCCAACUUCUUGUAUAUUAUGUGACGCCACAAGGAGAACCAAUAAGUGAUGUAAUCAGUUUUGACGUAAAACUUUUUAAUAAAGAGGUUGUUCUUAAUAUGGAAAACAGGGAAUAUUGGCUGCCAGAUCAACUUCUCGAUAUAGAAGUAGUAGCAGAACCAUCUUCAUUGGUUUGUUUAUUAGGAGGAAGAUCGGAAUCCACCGGAGAUCUCAGAUUUGAUCCAAGAAUAAGUGAAGAGCCAACUAUUUCACCCAUAACAGAAGAAGUAGACUUCCUCGAAGCAGGGGUAUCUUAUUUCCAACGAGAAUGUUCAAGAAGAGGAGAUUCUGGAAAUACUGGCAUGUCAGCAAUUUCCUACAGACAACGUGGAACAGGUGCUGGGCCCUCUGGACAGAAACGAAGACCGCCAGAAAGUUUGGUUGGUGGGUCGCCAUAUAAUCAACUGUGGAUGUGGAAUUGCUAUAAUUAUUCAAGAUCCAGCCCAUCCACGCAACUCUCAAUAAUGACUCCCAAGGAACCAGGAAAAUGGUCAAUCUGGGGACUGCUAAUUUCAAAUAAUGGUUUAAAGUUUUCUGCCCCAAUUACUCUAGAAGUAUUUAGACCGCUUACCGUGGAUUUUCAUUUACCCCCCAGCCUUAAAGUGCGAGAAGUUUUGGAAGUAGACAUUAAAAUAGAGAAUAAUGUAAAUUUAUGCGUUGACGUAACAGCUCUUCUUGCUUUAAGCGAAGGCGCUCAGUUUGUAAGUAAUGGUCUUCUUUAUGUAACUGAGAGAUUAAGACUCGGACCUCAUGGAGCUACCUCGUUGGUGGUAAGAAUAUUAGCUUUGGAGCCUGGAACUAAGAAUCUUACUGUGGAAGUCAAUGGUUAUGCCAGCCCGACUUGCGAGGGAUUGGAAAAUAUAAACAACACGACAUUGUCCGGGGCCGUCAUACAUUCGGCAUCUUUGGAAGUUUUUGUCGAGGGAAGCGAAAUGAUACACACUGAAAGUUCUUAUUUUUGUGCCAAUGAACAUUUAGUUGUUUCAACUACAGACAAUUAUAAGUAUGAAUGGAUUAAGGCUCCACAUACUCACGAAAGUAUGGUAAUUGAAGUAAAAUCUUCAAAGUCAAAAAAAAUGGGACCGGUUCAUAUUGCUUUGGCCGAUAGUAAAACAAAAAUAGAUAAGAUGUACAGAAUUACGAUUGGAGAUGCUGAUAAUUCAGUGACACAUAUUGGAAGAGGAAAGCACAAUUAUGGCAUUCAACUAAUUUCGGUCGAUACUCCGGAAAUACUGAGCGAGGGUGCCUGGAAAAUCUUCUGGAUUACAUGGAAUAGAAACACAAUUUGUUUCGGCAACGGGUCGAUCCCAGGAAAUGGAACUUUACUUAAAUGGAAAACGGAUAAGAAAAUUAAAAUCGAAGAAAUUGGAUUUGCCUCUUCGUGGGGAGCUUUGGCGGAAUUCAGAAUAUGGAACUUCAAUGAAGAGUCUGGCUUCAGCCAAGUUCUACACCUAGACACUCCAAAGCAUGCCGUUCCAGGUUCAGAGAGAGGUGAGCUAACCAUAUCGGGAGGCUUAGAACUACCGCGAAUAAAUAAAAUUAAUGGUGGUGGCUUAAGAGCUGCUCUAGCUUCACUUACGCCAUUGUUAAGUAUUAAGCACGAUGUGAUUAAGGAUGGGAAUGAUUCUGAUAAGCUGGAUAUUAUUAAAAUGCUUCCUGGAAAGAUCCAGUCGAUUCUAUCGUUCAAAAAGGAAGAUGACUCAUUCAGCGAACAUCCGAUGUUGGGCAGCCACAAGGCCACCGUCUCGAUACUGGAGGCAUUAUCCAAAGUGCAACUCUAUUUUAACGUAGAUCCAGACUUGAUUCAGGCGAUUAAACGCUGGGUCCAACUGAGGCAAGAGGAUGAUGGUCGGUUUGUUCCUUUGGAUGCUGAUGUUAAAUUGACUACAUUUAAUAGUACCUAUAGCAGCUUGUCGGUUAACCGAAAUCAGAGCUCCGAUAUCGCCGAAAUGGAGAAUAUAGUGGAGAUUACCGCGGAAACGGUAAUCGCCCUUUACGAGAUUGGAAUCGAGACCGACGCCGAUUCAGAAACGUUGCAAAAAGCAAAAAUCUUCUUGGAAAACAGUCUACCAAACGUAGAGUCACCUGAAACGAUAGCUGCAGUAACGCUCGCCCUAGUGUUGGUCCGGAGUGCCACAGCAGCCUGGGCCAUAGAAAAACUCCGAAAUGCCUCUACAACAGAAGAUGGAGAGUUCGGAUGGCCCCAUUUCAUGCCUAAAAGAGACGCUGCUGAUUGGCUUUAUGAAACUGGCAACGAUAAAAGUUUCAAAGUACCAAUUUUGUCAACUGUUGAGGAGUACCGAGCAUCUUUAUACGCUUUAUCGACAUUUUGCCUUAUAGGAGACUUAAAAACUGCCCAAAGUGUGGCACGAUUUCUGUUUUAUCGAUCUCAUAUGCUGGAUAAUCACUAUGAGUUACUUUAUCCUGCUGUUAAAUCCUUUAGGGAAUAUAAUGCUAUAGCUAACGAUAAACACAGAUCUAUGACGAUAUCUUUGGCUACGUCAGGUAUGGAGCUAACCGAAACACUCAAUCUUAAUAAAGACCGGCCUCUACAAACUUUAUACUUACCAAGUUUGCCCACCAAAGUUUUUGUAUAUGCAACAGGAGCAGGUUGCGCUACUAUCCAGGGUCGUACUCUAUUUUCCACCUACGCCUCAAAAGAACAAACAGCGUUAUUGGAUAUACAUGCUAAAAUACUGGAAGAAAUUCUGCCAGACAAAAGCUCUAUAGAUGAAAUCGAAGGAAAACUACCUAACGUGAAAAUUCAGACCUGUUUUAAAUGGAAAGGUGAUCGGCCAUCUCCAGUUCUUCGUCUAGAAACCACCCUAUUCUCCGGAUACGAACUUUCGCCCGACCCUCCGCAACUAUUAAACCCGCCACAAGAAAUGGCCGAAAUGCAGCACGGAAACCAUGGCAAUAAUGUUUGGUUUGUGUUUGCCAACAUUUCCACCCCUUGUCCAGUUUGCGUUCAAUACACUGCCAGAAGUUUAUUUAUUUUAUCCGGACUCCGACCUGCUUACGCAAAAAUUUAUCCAGUUGCCAGAGACGAUUUGGCAGCAGACAUAUUUUUCCAUGCACAUGAAAGUCGAAGUUCUUUAUUAAAUUCUGUUACAAGUGACGAUAUGGUUACUUGGUUUGGCAUUGAUGGUCCCAAUAUGGCUCCCUUGGAAGUACCUGAGGAAUGUGAGGAAAAAUAUUAUACAAAUGGUGUUACUUCUACCACUAUACCUAGCAGUGUAAAAAUAAACACAAAAUUGCAUUUGGUCACCUAUACUAUUAAUGUUGAUAAUUCUAAGCAGCAAAGUGUUGGUACAGUAGAAAAUACUACACCACUUUUUCCAACUCAAGCGGAACAAGUUAAUUUUACAAUAAAAUCCUUUGUGAAAGGAAAAUCAAAAAAAGUCCUCUUAAGACCGGAAAAAAUAACUAAAAUAAAUAAAAAGGUUACGCCCAGUUUUCAGAAAAAUAGUACAACUGCUAAACCACAUAUCGUUUCUUCAAGCAAACGAGUUAAACCUAUUUCAACUACUGAAACCUACACACAUCAAACUAUUGAAUCAACUACAACAAGGCCUUUACAAAAGUCAAACUCUCCUCACAUAGUAAAGUCCACAUCAAUUCAUGUUAAUACUGAACAAAUUCAUAAUAUUCCCAAUAAACUAAUAAAACUAAAAGUGGAAAAUGAAGAAAUCAAUAAAAGCAAUCCAGAAUAUGUUUUACUAAAUAAAGAUUCCCUAUGGGAAAUGCUAAAGGAGGCUGUAAAUGAUGACACAAAGCGAAAAGAGUUAACAAAUAUGCUCAGAGAAAAGGAAAAGUAAAGUCAGAGUUUAAGAAGGAUCUCCAGAUAAUCAAUUAUUAGUAUUUUGUUAAAAGCCAAAAGUUAGUUGUAGAACUGUAUCGAAUUCGUGUGCUCAAAUUGUUUGUCCAAAAUUUAAAAUGACCUGGUCAAUUUUUAAAGUAAGAAAAGUUUUUGCUGCAAAAUUAAUUAUUAUCAUAAGAUAGUGUAAAUAGCUAUUAUAAGUUUAAGUAAUAAAAGCACGUCAAAAUUACAUUUUGUUUUAAGGCACAAAUAAUUAUUAGUCUUGAGGU
Messenger RNA from Anthonomus grandis grandis, 5674 nucleotides. RefSeq names its product C3 and PZP-like alpha-2-macroglobulin domain-containing protein 8. The transcript has 27 exons. The record is from RefSeq and is a predicted model, not a curated record. The coding region runs from base 208 to 5403 and encodes 1731 amino acids. NCBI's taxonomy places the organism in Eukaryota, Metazoa, Arthropoda, Insecta, Coleoptera, Curculionidae. Gene Ontology annotation, cellular component: extracellular region. Gene Ontology annotation, molecular function: endopeptidase inhibitor activity.